Messenger RNA from Patella vulgata (common limpet), 1871 nucleotides. RefSeq names its product contactin-2-like. Gene Ontology annotation, molecular function: protein binding. The record is from RefSeq and is a predicted model, not a curated record. NCBI's taxonomy places the organism in Eukaryota, Metazoa, Mollusca, Gastropoda, Patellidae. Bases 56 to 1156 code for a protein of 366 amino acids. The transcript is spliced from 7 exons.
UCAAACUAGAAGAUCUACAGCUUGUUUGUAAUACGUAUAUUUAUUGGUAGUAUGCAUGCUGCAUCGUUUAUUUAUCGCUAAUAUGCAUGUUGCAACGGUUUUUAUUUUGUUGGUCAUUUUUGUUUCUAUGUAUAGAGGUGAGGUUACAGUCGAUAUAGAUAAGUCUGUGGUAUGUGAAAGAGAAUCGGUUACUUUAACAUGUACGGUUAAAAUACCAAAUGUUAACCCACCAACUUUUAUUCAUUGGAAACGAAAUAAUGAGUGGAUUUCAUCUGGUUAUAAUGUUACCGUUGAUUUAAAUGCUGGUAAAAGUUAUGUAUACAUCAACAGUGCAUCAACUCUAAGAGACGGGGGAAACUGGCAGUGUACAGGUGGAAGCUUUAGUGGCACGGGCAGUGCAGGUCAGAGCAUUCAGGAUACGGGCACUGCACAUCUUUUGAUUUCAGCUCGAGCAACAGCCACAAUCAAAGAUAAGGGUAGAUUAUUAUUUACUGAUGGUAUGGUAACAAACAUCACGUGUUAUACAGGAACACUAGAUCCAAACGUGUCAUUCACGUGGUAUUUAGAUUCAACAGAUAAUGUACCACCAGAACAGACUAGUGGUGUUAUAGAUGGUGCAACAGCUAGUAUCUUACAAUUAACUAGUACCAAACACCUAAACAAUAAAACACUCUACUGUUCAGCUACCAAUCAGUGUGGUACUGGUAAUACAGAUAAUAUCACUCUUGAUAUUAGAUCUAUACUAGAAUCGCCAAGUGAAUUAAUAUUAGACCGUUUAUCGCAUAAUUCGGUCUGUAUUAAGCUAAAACCAGGUUUUGAUGGUGGAGACAGCCAGAGGUUUAUUUUUGAAUAUUCUGUCGACAACGGAACUUGGGUGACCGCACCAAUAGUAGAACUAACUAAAGAAGGCGAUGUUUUAAACCGCUGUAUAGAAAACCUCAUCCCAGACAGCGACUACUAUGUGAGAGUAAUUGCUAGUAACAAGUUUGGUUCAUCAAAACCAGUCUAUCUGGCGUUAAGAACAUCAGCUGCACCGCUUAAAUCUGGCGGCAAUGAUCAUAAAGAGAACAGCACCGUCAUCGCUUUGGUCGUUUGUUUAUGUUUUGCCUGUUGCAAAAUUUAUUGGUCUUAUCAUUGUGGAGAUUUAUCAACGUAGACAAUCAGCGAUUCUUCAAGGGCAAGUAGAAACAAUACAAACAAUUCGUCAAUCUACAACAGCCUAUAAUUGAAUACUAGAAGUUAGUCCAGUCUAAAUAAGGGUUGACCUAGAACACAUUGCAACACACGGUACCUUUGUAAUCACCCUCUACAGCAUACUCAAAGCUCUAUGAAGAUCGGGGUGUGCAAAUGGGAAAAUUUACAUAAAUUCAAAAUGCUAACUUUUUACAUAAAUUCCAAAUGGCCCCGAAUGGUAUUUUAAUCUUGUAAAAUUAUAACAGAGACAAAUAUGACUUCGAAAAUCAGAGAGCUUUGGAUAUGUUGCAGUGGAUGAUCCCACGAACACAACGGUAAACAGAAACCUACUGUUGCAAUUUGUUCUAGGUGGCCCUAAAUUUCACGUAGAUUGACUGGACUAAGUGUAUCAUUACCCAAUCCAUAUAGCAGUUUACCCGAAACAUCCAGAAAUAACCCAAUAUCCAGUUCAUAUGCCAAUUUCGGUGAAACAUCCGGAAAUAAAGCCAUUUCCAGUGCAUAUGCCAAUUUAGGUGAAGUCCGUCCAGCAAAUUUAUGUAUUCUAACCACAAGGCUGGUAGACUGAUGGUGACCAUUCAUCUAAAGUGACAGAUUGAUGCAUGAGACAUGUUAUGCAUUCCCUUUCUAGAACACACGAAACCACGUUUUAGUACAAAACCGCGUGAUAAGCAUCCACC